Sinocyclocheilus rhinocerous is the source of this 2722-nucleotide messenger RNA. Its product is annotated as potassium voltage-gated channel subfamily C member 1-like. The record is from RefSeq and is a predicted model, not a curated record. Gene Ontology annotation, molecular function: delayed rectifier potassium channel activity; protein binding. Gene Ontology annotation, biological process: potassium ion transmembrane transport; action potential; protein homooligomerization. The transcript has 5 exons. The coding region runs from base 679 to 2502 and encodes 607 amino acids. Gene Ontology annotation, cellular component: axon terminus; postsynaptic membrane; neuronal cell body membrane. NCBI's taxonomy places the organism in Eukaryota, Metazoa, Chordata, Actinopteri, Cypriniformes, Cyprinidae.
ACGUGAUGCAGCGCUGUAAGGGUUACUGAGGCGCUGGAGCAUCAUCAUCAUCCUUUCAUGGGCUGCGUCGUCUUCUGACUGUCACAAGAUGCAACAGAUCUUUUCCAACAAACUGAUGAUACCGUCUCAUCCUUCGCCAACAGAAGAUUUGGCCUGAUACAGAUGUGCAAUCAAAGUUAACAUCGCAGACUUUAUUCGGCAAGGUUGCGCUUUUAUUUUAAACACCCGUUGUGAUUAAGGAAUAAUGCGCGCGCAGGUGACAGGGUGUGAUUUACUAAUUCAACGACAAGGUGACGAGAGUUUUGAAAGAGAUGAAACGGAGAGUCAUUUUUAGGGUAGUCUGACUUUUAUUCUAACUAAUCUGUUUUUCUUUGUAAAUAUAGUGAGAAAUGCCUAAGCGCGCGUAAAUGCCAAUUCGGUCGUGUUACGCGGACGUUUUGUUCGUGUUUUGGUGUUUACUAUCGUGUCAAAGUGCCCAUGAAUGAGGAACAACGCAAGCAUCCACCCAUAGACUGAGAAUCUAGAAGAGUUUCUGCGUUAACAGGUGGUUCUUCGCGCCUCUGAUGGUCAUGUUGACGGCGGAAACUCUACAGUUGUUCGACUUUCGUAACUGACGACAGCUGCGCAGGUUUAGAAAGCCAAGAAAGUUACUAGGUAAAAGCCUCUCUAUCUAAAUCUAUGAUCAGCUCGGUGUGUGUUUCGUCGUACCGCGGGCGUAAGUCAGGCAACAAACCUCCUUCCAAAUCAUGUCUGAAGGAAGAGAUGGCCAGAGGCGAAAACUCGGACAAAAUCAUCAUCAACGUCGGCGGCACGCGCCACGAAACCUACAGGAGCACCCUUAGGACCAUACCGGGCACGAGACUCGCCUGGCUCGCCGACACGGACCACCAGGUGAACCCGGAUUCAGACACGGGACAGACGCCCAGCGCCAGCGAAUUAUUUUUUGACCGACACCCGGGCAUAUUCGGCUAUGUGCUGAACUACUACAGGACCGGCAAGCUGCACUGCCCGGCGGAUGUGUGCGGCCCUCUGUUCGAGGAGGAGUUAGCGUUUUGGGGCAUCGAUGAGACUGACGUGGAGCCCUGUUGCUGGAUGACCUACCGCCAGCACAGGGACGCAGAAGAGGCGCUGGAGAUUUUCGAACCGCCAGAUCCGGAGGAUGCGGAGGAUGACCAGGACAUGCCCAGACGCUUCGGCAUUGAGGACAGCCCUGGCCGGUCCAGGGGAUGCUGCGAAGUUUGGCAACCAAAAAUAUGGGCGCUCUUUGAAGAUCCAUAUUCUUCGCGUGCAGCCCGGAUAAUUGCCUUUGUCUCCCUGUUUUUCAUCCUGGUGUCCAUCACUAACUUCUGCCUGGAGACCCACGAGGUCUUCAAUGAACUUCGUAAUGUCACAUCUACAAAUACUGAAAGCAACUCCACCAUGACCCCCGUCAUCUCGAAGAUGGAGAUGGAGCCCAAACCAGUGCUGACGUUGGUGGAGGGAAUCUGUGUGGUGUGGUUUACCUUCGAGUUCCUGGUCCGCAUCAUAUGUUGCCCAAACAAGCUUCUUUUCAUCAAGAACCAGCUAAACAUCAUUGACUUUGUUGCCAUCCUGCCCUACUAUUUGGAGCUGAGUUUGACCGGCGUCAAAUCCGAAGCUGCCAAGGAUGUCCUGGGCUUUCUGCGCGUGGUCCGUUUUGUGCGCAUCCUACGGAUCUUUAAGCUCACUCGACACUUUGUGGGUCUCAGGGUUCUCGGCCACACCUUGCGGGCGAGUGUGAAUGAGUUCUGUCUGCUCAUCAUCUUUCUGGCGCUCGGGGUGCUCAUCUUCGCCACCAUGAUCUAUUACGCCGAACGUAUUAGCGCAGAUCCCCAAGACCCUAGUGGCUGCAACCACACGCAUUUCAAGAGCAUUCCCAUCGGCUUCUGGUGGGCAGUGAUCACAAUGACGACAGUAGGCUAUGGGGAUAUGUACCCUAAAACGUGGCUGGGCAUGAUGGUCGGUGCAUUAUGUGCGUUAGCAGGUGUGCUUACCAUCGCCAUGCCAGUGCCCAUUAUCGUUAACAAUUUUGGGAUGUACUACUCACUGGCUAUGGCCAAGCAGAAGUUGCCCAAGAAGAAGAAGAAGCACAACCCAAACCCACACAUGGUGAUGAACUCUGCCUCGUUUGGGAAGUCUGAAAGCAACUCCCCUAGGAACAGCACACAAAGUGACACAUGCCCCCUUGCUGCUGAGGAGAACCUUAGAAGAAACCGCUCAGAUUCCAAGCAGAAUGGUGAUGCUACCGUAACUCUUUCUGAAGAGGAGAGCUGCAGUCUGACCCAGCCGCUCUCUCCGGGCGAGAGGUGGACGCUUCGAUGCUCACGCAAUAGAGACAAGCCCAUGAAAGAGGCAACUUGCUUCCUGCUAAAUUCUGGAGACUUUUCUUGUGGAGCUGAACCCACCAUCCACACAGAGAGCUGUAAAGAUGCACUCACAUCCCCAGCAAACUACACUCAAGCAGAAGUCACUACCCUGACCUGAGGGGGGUUUGUCCUGAUGGGACGAGUGGGUCACUCAUGUGGGAUGCUCACCAAUCUCUCAUCUUCUCAUCAAUCAUGCAUCAUGCAUCGUCUUUCUCAGUCAAGAAUAUGGAACAUUUCUAGUCAAAUCAUCAUGUGUGUCUGUCCAUUUUAAAUGCUGCCAGGCAUGUCUUUGCAUGAUAGAGCACAAGUACUUUUGGUAAAAAUGUAACUUUAAUAUA